AUGUGUUGUCAGAGCUGCGACAUUCUGGACCCGACCGGACAAUUCGUCUCGUACGCCGCCGUCCCCGGGGGUGUCUCUGUCGACUCAUGCAUCCAUGGUAUCAACCUGGCCCUCUGGUUCUUUAGUAAAGAAGCCAAGAUUAAGUCAGUCCAUGCCAUUGGCACUGCAGCGUGCCAUCCAGACUUGCGGCAGUACAACGAUAGUGACAAUGCGAUUGGCAUGAUGGAGUUCCACGGCGGUCGAAUGGUCUCGCUUUUUGCGUCCCGCACCAUGACCGCUGGUGCAGAUGACUCUACAGAGAUCAUCGGGACCAAGGGGAAGCUGGUGGUCAACAUGAUGCCGAGGGUGAACCACGUUCACGUUUACCAGUCUGGCGGGGUCUUGCAAGAGAUGCCACAGAAUUAUUGGGAGAGGUUCCAAGAUGCGUUUGUGACACAGGCCAACAGGUUUGACGAGACCGUGCUGGAUGACAAGCCGUCGUGGAUUGAGCUCGAAUCUGCGGUCGAAGUGGUCAAGAUUGGUGUUGCUUUGCAGGAGUCUAUGGUGACGGGGGAAAAGAUCUGGUUUGAUGAGCAAGGUCAACAGGUGAACAAGGCCCAGCUGUAG
Fusarium falciforme is the source of this 606-nucleotide messenger RNA. RefSeq lists its product as hypothetical. Gene Ontology annotation, molecular function: oxidoreductase activity. The coding region runs from base 1 to 606 and encodes 201 amino acids. Gene Ontology annotation, cellular component: cytoplasm. Lineage: Eukaryota; Fungi; Ascomycota; Sordariomycetes; Hypocreales; Nectriaceae. Gene Ontology annotation, biological process: NADPH regeneration. The record is from RefSeq and is a predicted model, not a curated record. The transcript has a single exon.